AUGCAUGUAUGUUUUUUAGGUUAUUCCUUUGUUUCUUUGGAUCCUCUUUACUCACUGACCGAGUCUGACAUACAUGAUCGACAGCUCCCCGAGGGCAUUGGAGCGAGAUGGAAAGACCUGGCUCGGAAACUGGGAUUCAAAGAACGUUCCAUUGAAGUUAUUGAGAGAGAAAAUUGUUCUUACCACGACCGUUGUAUCAAACUUUUGGUGCGAUGGAUGGAAAAGGGAGGUCAACAUGGUGCCACUGCUGGGAAACUCGCUGAAGCUUUAAAGGCCAUCGAACUUCAGUCAUUGGCCGACAGAUUAAUUGGUAUUCUUAAAUUUUUUCGACUCUUGGCUAUAUUCUGGUGUUUCAUUUGUUUUUUCCCUAUGCACCUCUUCGAAAUGUGCUUUAUGGCGUUCUAAAAAACGUUAAUCUAUUCAGCAGGUGACCAUUGGGUAUUAACACAAACUGGCUAUUGAUCUCAUACACUAAAGUUGCCGUGAUAAAUUUUCAAGUCAGUUUUUCUUUUGGAACUGUUCUUGGACUAGGCGUCAAAUUCUUAUAUUGUUCACUAGAUACCAGAGGUGCCCAUGUUUAAAGCUUAAAUUUGAGGACCUUCUAAUUUUGAUGCUGAAUAUUUAACGCUGCAGGUCCGAGUGAUAGAAGAAUGAUAAUGAUGGAGAUUCAAGGAACAUUUCGCCUUGAAGAUGGGGUAUGUCUUCACCCAUAAGAGAGUGUGAAUUUACUGAUCUUUUGUUAGUACAGAUGUGCGUAUGGCUCAGUAAUUGCACCCAUUUUUUUUUUUUAACAGACUGAGAUCAUCGUGGGGGUCGACAGCACCGAAAGGAGGACAUUUUUCAUAUGGAAGAGUCCUGAUAAAGAAUUUAACACAUCCGAUAAGGUACUUUAAGAAACCAAUUCUAGGUCUUAACAAAUCGAUCCUAUGUUGCGGUGGGUCUGUUCAGUAAAAUAUCUCAGAUGACGUAAAGAUGUGGUAAGAACAAAAGAGUGGCUCACGAGGCUCAGCCGGGUGUGUUGUAAUGUUCUUAAAACUCGGAGGGUGACGCUUUUGUGAUGAAUAGCACUUGCCAAUCUAGCGAACCAGCCAACCAGCAGGUGCGAAAAGCACUAUUCACUGGUUUGGUAUGUAUAUUAACCCUUGAACUCCCAAGAUCUCUUUAGUAAUUCUUCUUACUGUCUGCCAUAUAAUUCUUGUGAUGUUAGUUUGAAGAAUUUGGUAUUGGAUCAACUAGUAAUCCCCUAAUUAAUAUAUUCCUUUAUUCUCAUCACUUGCCUGCUUGAUAUCGUAUUGAUAUUGUAAGGAGAAAUUCUGUCUUGGUCACUUUUGGGAGUUUAGGGGUUAAAAGUAAUACAUUCCUGACAGUGCCUAUCAAUCAGUCUCUGUUUAUUUCGAAGUAUUCGUUCCGCAGAAUUGUUAGGUUACUGAAUGAUAAUGGAAGAGGAUCACUUCCUUUCAUAACUUGUUCACUUAGUUGCUUCAACUCCCCAAACAGGAACUGAAGAGAUAUUUUGAUGCUACCUGUCAAAUCACUGCACAGACACCUGAAGUUAUUGAGAAAAUUAUCGGAACAUCAGUCAGAACAUCAGUUGAUGUCAAAAGCCGUAAAGAUCCACCCAGCAAUGAGCAGAUCUCCUUUCAGACGCCUGAAGUUAUGCAAGGAGACAUCGCAAAACUAAUUGAGGACAAAGAUCGGAAAGAGAUUUCUACCCAGACGCCUGACACUUUAGAGGAAACUAAUGGGACAUCAGCUGAGAGAUGGCUGGAAGAUUCACCCCUCAAAGUGCAUAUUUCGACUCAGACGAAUGAAACUGAAGAAGUAUUUAGAAAAUCUGAUGAAACGAAAGGGGAAGAUUCACCCGCCAAAGAGCAGAUUGGUGUUCAGACGCCUGAAGUUAUGGAAGAAAUCGUCGGAAGAUCAACUGAAGACAAAGGCCAGAAAGAGAUCUCGACCCAGGAGUCUGAUACUGCAGAAAAAUUUACCGAAACACCACGUGAGAAAUGGAGGGAAGAUUCACCCAUCAAACAGCAGAUUAGGACACAAAACCCUGUAGUUGGAGAAGAAUACAGACCAUCCGAUGAAACGAACCUGGAAGAUCCAUCAGACAGAGUGCCGAUUUCCACUCCAACGUCUGAAGGUGAAGUAAAAAUUAUCGGGACAUCAGCCGAAUUUCAAAGGGAAGGUUCAUACCACAAGGAGAUUUCCACUCAGACGUCUGAGGUGGAAAAAGGAAUUAUCGGAACACCAGUCGAAGAUAAAAGCCUGGAAGAUUCAUUCAUAGCAGUUCAAAUUUACACCCAGACGGUUGAAGUUGUUGAAGAAAUUAUCAGAACACCAGCUGAAGAGAUGGAACAGUUUUCCACUCAGGCGUCUGAAGGUGUAGAAGAAAACAGAAAAACAAGUGAAGAGAAAGAGGAAAAUUCAUCUUCCAAAGCGCCAAAGAUUUCCGAGAAGCUGAAGGAUCUGCAGGAGAAGCUGUCGGUUGUAGAAGAAAAUCUCAAGAUACCUGAGCUGAAAGGAGAAGCUUUCCAUGUUACUAAGAAAUUGGAUUUGAUCUCCAGACAUAACACAACCAUUCAGGAACUGUACACACAAGUGAUGGGCAUGAUGAGGGAAGCGUGCAAGUGCGAUGAGUUCUUAAGAGAGAAAUUUUACGAUUUUUCGCAUUGUAGCUUGAGAGCCGUGCAUAAUAAUCUGAACAAAAGUUUCGCGGAUCUACAAUCAGAACAAGGGAAUAUGACAGCAGCAGAGAAGAGAAAACUGGACUCGCUGAUCCUAUCCAGAAAGGGCAGAGAGAAGCAGAUUAUGUACCUGGACAAAUUUUUAAAGCGACUGUUCUCUUCGGUAAGUAAACAUCACCAAUGUCAUUUAGCAGUUUAUGUAACCGGCAGUCUCGUACAUUUUGUUUUUCCGGUGAUGAAGCUCUUUUUUAUCAGUUGAAAAAAGAGUUAUUCAGAGGUAAAAUACCUUUUAAUACCUGUUCUAAAUUGCCAACGCCCACUCAAACCUGUCGCUUUUGUUCCCAAUUGCAGGCAGCUGAACUCAAGAAAUCUCAAUCAUCACCAUGUGGGAGAGGCAAUCGGAAAAUAUCUGGUGAUUCCAAGGUAAUAAAUCACUGUUUAAUCCUUGACCGAAGUAACGUCGAAUGUAACAACUUAAGUAUAAUUGCUCUAGUGAUUAUAGAGAUGCGUGCGCUUUGGAUUGCGUCAUAUCUGGCCAUAAUCAUAUCGCAAGGAAGUGAUAAGUGCAAUAGAAGGAAAACUCAGUCGCGAAGAGCGCAAAAGACGCCACUGAGUUUGGUUUUCAAAAUAUAAGAUGUGGAGUUUUUGCUGAUUGAAUUGUAUAAACCUGUUUAAACUGCCUGUUUAUCUUGAUAUGAGUAAUCAACACAAUUGUAACAAAAAAGGCGCAAUUAUUUACAGAUUAACAACAGAAUUCGAAAGCACUCGAGCAAUUACAAUAAAACAAUUUUUUGCUUCAGGCUCGGUAAACAUUGUUGAAUAAUCCCCUCGACUUCGUCUCGGGGAUUAUAAUCAACGAGCCUGAGGCGAAUAUAUAAUUGUUUAAUACAAGAAAUUGGCUUCAUUUGGCACCACAACAUGUUGGGAUAUUUGCCUGCGAACUCCAUCUGUUUCAGGACAAAACAGUUUCCGAGAACUAACCCCGAGGUAAACUGUGCGCUUCCAGAAAUUCGAGGGUAUCUGCUCGGUUCCUACGAAAUCGUCACCCCAUUUCCCUUCCCAGUGAGGGAUAGUGACAAGUAUAAGUUCAAGAGACGCGAGUCAAGUUUUGUUUUUCUAAUAAAGAGAAACAAUCUCAGCUCUCUUUAACCCUUUACACCCUAACAUCAGCAUGUAUAUUCUCGAUACUGUUCACGUUUACGUUUCCUGAGGUGCUUUCAAGGCGAAUUUGUUGAAACAAUCAAGAGCUAAGAAGUUGGUGAUUAUUUCCUUUAUCCUCAUGACCGUGAUGUGUGAUUGCACGGUGAUAUUGUAAGGAGAAAUUAGAUGUUAGUCUCUCUUAGGGGUGAAAGGAUUAAAAUAUUUCAGGGCUCUCACCAAAGGAUUCAUGGUAAAUAAAAACGCUAUUGUUGCGUUUCUCAUUAUAUUUCAAGAACCGAUUAAGGAAGCGGAAAACCCAAAGCAGAGUCCUUUCUUCAUAA
Pocillopora meandrina is the source of this 4165-nucleotide messenger RNA. The record is from the annotation of a GenBank genome assembly. Lineage: Eukaryota; Metazoa; Cnidaria; Anthozoa; Scleractinia; Pocilloporidae.